AUGGAAAUGACAAUUGCUUCAAGAGGCCACAUUCCAGAUCGAGAUUCAACAGGUGGUGGGAAGCCAGCGACCAUUGCUAAGGGACGAUCAUCGGUAGGGAGGCGGGGAUCCGCCUCCCGGAACAACCGCAAGGCUAUCUCAUCAGCCAAGAGGGCAAUCAGAAAAUUGAGGAAGCAGGAGCGUGCAUGGCGCCCCAAGCGUGCUAUCGGCCCAUACAUGUUCUUCUGCAAAGAUCAACACGCAAAUGUAACUGCUGACAAUCCCAGCAUUCCCUUCACCGAAAUCGGAAAAAUAUUGGGUGCACAAUGGCAGCAAAUGAACGAGAAAGACAAGAAGCCCUACAUCAAAAGAUCCGAGGUAGACAAGAAGCGUUACGAGAAAGAGCUUAAGCGCUGCAAACUUAAAUGAUGCACUACAAAAUGGCGGGCCACUUCAGAAGCGGCCAAUUACCCAAGAUCUUUCAAAAACUUGCCAGUCAAUAUACUUUUGAGAAUCACAGAUGUGAAGGAACAAUUAUUUGGUGAAGAAAAGAACUACAAUUGAAUUUUCUCCUCCGAUCCUCGUCUUUAAAAAAUCUAUGGUUUCAUCCACAUAUGCCUUCGAACUCCACGUUAGAACUCUAAGGUAUGCACAUCGAUACAAGCACUAGAUUUGCUAUACUAGAACUAGAUCGUGUACGAAUUCUAUAUCGUGGGGCCCAGUUAAUUAUGGUUGUAAACCACAGAAUUCUGAAGACGGAACAAGAGCAAGAGUACCAAAAUAUGGAGAAAUACAGGUAGUCGCAUAGUUGCAUAUUGUACGAUGAAUUUCACUGUCAAUCAAGUCAAAAUUUGAAAAUUCAUGAUGAA
This is a messenger RNA of Physcomitrium patens, 848 nucleotides long. RefSeq names its product non-histone chromosomal protein 6. Lineage: Eukaryota; Viridiplantae; Streptophyta; Bryopsida; Funariales; Funariaceae. The record is from RefSeq and is a predicted model, not a curated record.